Dendronephthya gigantea is the source of this 1569-nucleotide messenger RNA. RefSeq names its product histidine N-acetyltransferase-like. Gene Ontology annotation, molecular function: acyltransferase activity, transferring groups other than amino-acyl groups. Lineage: Eukaryota; Metazoa; Cnidaria; Anthozoa; Malacalcyonacea; Nephtheidae. The coding region runs from base 199 to 1158 and encodes 319 amino acids. The transcript has a single exon. The record is from RefSeq and is a predicted model, not a curated record.
CAAAUAUAGCCGGUGAUGUUAAAUGAUAAUGAAAUGUUAAUGCGAUCAAAGAGUUAUCGAUAUUUCUAGAUUUUCAAACUCAGAACAUGUGCUCGUCUCUAUCCGUGUUAUCACGCACGCGUCAUUUAUAAUAGCAAUAUAAUUAAGCAUGCAUGUACCCGUACACGAGGUCAAAAGGUAAAGGUUCAAAUUACCAAAAUGGCGAACGUCGUUAUUCGUCUUGCUGAUGAAGCUGACCUACCUGCAGUUAUAAGAAUAUCAGAGAGUGUAUAUGGAGGUAAUGACUAUUUUCUCGGCGAGUUUCUGAACUUUGUGAAAGACCCAAAUCGACUAAUUUUGAUCGCAGAGAAAGAUGGUAAAGCUGUUGGCUUGCAAGUCAUUCAUAUUAUCGAUGAUGGUGAAACGGCUAUUGCUCAAUCACUUCGUGUACAUCUCGAAUAUCGUCGUCAGGGAAUUGGUAAGAGAUUGAUUCAAGAAUGUCGCAAUUUUGUGAGAAAGAAUUUUCCAAAAGUCAAAUUUGAGAGGUACUCGGUAACGUCUCAAGGUGUAGAACGUCUGGGAAUACAAAAGAAAUCAGCUGAUGUUUUAUUUCACGAAGUUAUAUUUUUUGCAUGUUUGGUGAAUGGCGCUGAAUCCGAAUUGAGCUCUCGGGUUUCAAAGCUCUCAACCGAUCAGUGUAGUAAAUUAAAACAGUUGAACAGAACUGAGUUUGAAUGCCUCCUAAAUCAAGAAGAGCUUGGUGACAUCCUGUUUCAAGAUACAUAUAUUGUUCAUUGGCAACCGUUCAAAGCUCUUGCGUCUAACAUUCCCAAAGGCUUACUCAAGGAUGGUGACACAAUAUUCACUUCUUAUUCUGGUGAAUCCGUCCAAGCAUUAAGUCACUCCCGCUGGUGUCCAAUUGACAAAUGUCCUCAAUUGAUAACCGUGUGUUACACACUGGAUGAAGAAUUUCUUAAAAUGCAUCUCAUCGGCCAGUUGGAAAAUGGCAUCUUACAACACCCUGGGGAAACAUUUCUUUUUGUUCCUCUCGUGAAUACAUCGCUUGUUGAUUGCACAUCGCAGAUUUUGCUCAGAGAUCUGUCGUUAGCGAUUCUGCAGGACGAGUUCGGAGAAAAGGAACAAUAUAAUCUAUACCUAUUUGAAAAAUCGCUUGUAUGACAACUUGUAUUUGUAUAUUGUAUUUGUAUUGUAUUUGUAUCGAGAUAUGUAUUUGUAUUUGUCAAUAAAAUUUGUACUUUGAAACAUGAAGAUAUGUUGGACAACUUGCCUCUCGUAGUUCGAGGCAUGCUCGGUCGGCGAUUCGGUAUUAGGCUCGAUUUUGCAGGGAAUAAGCCCUCUCGAGAAAUAUUUUCAUGUUUUGUUUUGAACUGUGUGCAGUCAAGUUGAACUAUUAUGUCUCAAACUGUUUCACUGCAAGCGGAAAUACACACUUUACUAGUUGCGUCCGAUCUGAGCUCUUAAUUGUUAAAUAUGCAUGUGAUUAUAACUCUUAUGUAUAAUGUAUUAACUUGUAAAACUUGGCUCGCAGAUGCCAGUUGUAUGUGCGUAAUAGUUUUCACAUGCUGUCAA